Galleria mellonella (greater wax moth) is the source of this 2546-nucleotide messenger RNA. RefSeq lists its product as uncharacterized. The transcript has 8 exons. NCBI's taxonomy places the organism in Eukaryota, Metazoa, Arthropoda, Insecta, Lepidoptera, Pyralidae. Gene Ontology annotation, cellular component: membrane. Bases 48 to 1691 code for a protein of 547 amino acids. The record is from RefSeq and is a predicted model, not a curated record.
CUUAGUACGUGAUUUGAAUUAGUGUAGACUUGACAAUUUGCACAAGUAUGGGAAUAAAACAAUAUUUCAGCAAUGAAUUCUCAAAACAAAUGUGGUUUCUGGAGCACGACGAUGGGUCAGAUUUCUACGUAAGUUCACUGCAGAGCAAUCGGUCGUGCGUCCCCCUACUGUGUGCAAGGCUCAUAAUAUUUAUAGGUUGUUUAGGAAUAUUACUAUCAUCAAUAAUACUCGAUGGACUGUCAAGCGUCACCUUUGGCGUCCGUUGGCCUGUUUACUUGACACACUGGGGGCUGAUCUUCAUAACUGUCACUUCUGGACUUUCAUUAUUUGUAUCUAUAGUAGCCUACAAGCAAGGAUCUAUUGACACGACCCUCGGUCUGCCAUGGUACAUAAAGGUGUACUGGGUAUUAUACAACGCAACGGUCCCGAUAGCAUUAUUCAUUACAGUUUUCUAUUGGAUUUUGCUGGCUUCUGGAAUUGAUGACUAUGCAAUGGACCCAGUUCUGGACUUGUUCAUCCACGCCAUAAACUCUGUGUUGAUGCUCAUACUGCUGCUGCUGUCCCACCAUCCGUCACAUAUUCUGCAUUUCUUCCACCCCAUAUCAUUCACUUUCGUCUACUUAGUGUUUACUAUCAUAUAUUAUCAUGCUGGUGGAACUAAUCCAUGGGGAGGCCAUUAUAUCUACCCGCAAUUGGACUGGUCUAAACCUGGAUCAACAGUUGGGGUGGUAUUCGGUUCGGCGUUCACACUGAUAAUCCUGCAUCUUAUUGUAGUGCUGCUGUCUGUCUGUAGAGAUUGGUUCUCUAAGAGAUUUAUAAGAAACAAUCGGAAGCUCUUCAUACAUGAAUAUAAAAUGAGUGUUGUGAAAAGAUAUUUCAAAGAUCAAAUGCAAUGGAGGAAUUUAGGGCUAGAAUAUUCCGAGCCGGCGACCUUCUACCUCAGCGUUUGGCAAACGACCCGGUCAUCGGUGCCGCUCUUGAUAUUCCGUGGAAUACUUUUCCUAACCUCACUUGGGAUUGUACUAUCUUCAAUAAUCAUAUACUCACUUAACGGUAUAUGCGGAUAUUGGUUUAUUUAUUUAACGCAUUGGGGACUAACAGCAAAUCUACUAGCGACAGGAUUUGCUACAGUGGUGUCCGCGCGGUGCUAUUUCUAUGGACCUAUAAGCACUAAAUAUCGCAUUCCUUGGUAUUUGAAGACCUACUGGGUAGUGUACAAUGUGGCAACUCCUGUAGCGUUCCUCAUCACAAUUUUCUACUGGAGUGUCCUCUAUGAAGCUGGCAUAGAAGAAGAAUUGAACCAUGGCUUGGAUGUCGCCGUCCACGGUCUGAAUACUAUAGUGAUGUUUCUGCUACUGAUCACGUGUUCGCAGCCCAGCUUCCUACUUCACUUGUACCAGCCUUUACUGUUCGCCCUGACAUACUUUUUCUUCACUCUCAUCUACUAUUUAGCUAGAGGUGUCGACAACAAAGGAAAUCGAUACAUCUACCCAGUAUUAAACUGGCAGAACCCUGGCAUAACGAUAGCUGUAGGUUCAUUGACUGGUGUCCUGCUGGUCACGCUGUACUUCGUGAUGGUAGGCAUGGCAGCGGCGAGGGAUGCCAUCGCCACGCGCGUCAUCCAAUCUUCUGUCAAAGUGUACGCCCGAGAAGAAGUGCCUCUGUCACAACCAGUACAAACAGCAGUAUAAAUUUUCUACUAAUUAAUAAACAUAAAUUAUAAUUAUUUAAUUGUAUUCAAAAAUUUUCACAGGGUGGUUUUAAUGUAAGAUAUAAAUAAGCGUAUAAGUAAAUUGGUUAUAUAAAGCCUUGAUUGAUUUAAAACAGUAGCUCAAAAAUGUGUAUACUCAAUGGUUUUGUAUUUAUUUAUAUUAAUAAUUAUUAUUAUAUUCAUUAAAAAUAUAUAUUAUAUGUUAUUAUUAAUAAUUAGGAAAUUCCCUUCAUUUUAGAGGGAUAGUUUUUAGUUAUUUAUUUUUUUUAAAUGAUAUAAUAGAUUUGAGAGAAUGCAGUAAUGUCUACUAUGUUGCACUGAUCGGACACUAGUAAAAGAAUGCCAACGGUUUCGAUUUCAUCCUAUUUAUUCGGGUUAUUCGAUAUAGCAUCAUUGUUAUGCACCCUUGACAGUAUCUACAAUGUGUAAGGCGCCAGCGCUGCGCCAAAUCUAUAACAAUUUGCAUGGCAUAUUUUCUUUUAUCAGUUUAUGCCUAAUGAAAUGACUAACAAAUAAUUGAUGAACGACAUUAAAUACACUACCUUGUGUAAAAGAAAUCUCUGAGGUUCAAUUCGUGGACAAGGCCAUGUAGGACUGAAUCUAUCCUGCUUGGGAACUAGAUAAUAGCGGCAGAUGUUCGUUGCCUGAUUUUCCAACAGCUCCAGAUCCUCAAGGAUUAUAUUAGUGAGAUAAAGUGGCACUAACAAUUUGUAAAUAAGAGAGCAUAAAUACCUAAUAAGUAUUAGUAUAAAGUGGCAAUAAAACUGGCCCCAUAGGACAUAAGUGAUAAUAUAAUUUAUUUCAUUAGUUUACAAUAUAGUUUUUAAUUUUUAAA